UAUUGGUCACAACCACGGUAAGCUCGUUUCUUAUUGGUCUAUCACUUGUUUCGGUGGCAGCAUUACAGAAUGGACCAGUCGUUUGUUCUCUCCUAACUCUCCUUUCGGCUCUUCUUUCGCCUUUUUCAUUAACGUUGGAGAAAAACCCUAAAACAGAAGUUGGUUUUAGGAACAGAAAGACAGAAGCAAUGAAAGGAGGGAGGAAGAAUCUAAAGAGGGCGGCAAAAGACCAAAUAUUGAACCUUCAACAUGGCCAAAGCGUUAUGCAAGUGCUGUCUCUAAGGGGAUCCAAUCUCAUUGAGGUAAUAGAUGCUCGAGGACAAAAAUCACUAGCAUUAUUUCCAGCUAAGUUUCAGAAGAGCAUGUGGAUAAAACGAGGGAGUUUUGUUGUAGUUGAUGAAAGUGGAAAGGAAAAGGCACUUGAGUCUGGUUGCAAGGUGGCAUGCAUUGUUUCUCAAGUUCUGUUUUAUGACCAAGUUCGUGUGCUACAGAAAUCUCCUGAAUGGCCUGAAAUUUUCAAAUCCUCAAAUCUAGAUGAUUCAAAUGAAAACGAUGGAGGUGCCACCUCAGAAAGUUUGGAGAGAGAUACCACGCCAAUUGAAGUAAAUGAUGAGAUUGAGUCAAGUGAUGAGGAUGGGCUUCCACCAUUGGAAGCUAAUUUGAACAGAAUAAGGCCUUUUGAGUUGCAAUCGGAUAGAGAGUCCGACUCAGGAUCUGAUACAGAUUGAUUAAUGAUUGUAGCAUACUAUCUCAUAAACCAAUCGCACGAUUUUCACAGUCAAUCUCUUGAGUGAAAAAAUACAUUAAGUAGGCACAAGUAGUACCCACAUCUUUUGUCUUUACAGAUUUGUGCUAGCUUCUUCUAUCUGAACUUUUUUUUUUUUUUUGUUUCCAGUGUAUGUAAAAAUCUUGUGUUAAAAGAAAAGGAAAAAGUUUCCUUCAUUUUUGUUCAAA
Molecule: messenger RNA, 954 nt
Organism: Gossypium arboreum
Lineage: Eukaryota; Viridiplantae; Streptophyta; Magnoliopsida; Malvales; Malvaceae
Exons: 4
Coding region: 189-728 (179 amino acids)
Biological process (GO): translational initiation
Cellular component (GO): nucleus
Molecular function (GO): translation initiation factor activity; RNA binding
Source: RefSeq, a predicted model, not a curated record